Cephus cinctus (wheat stem sawfly) is the source of this 3272-nucleotide messenger RNA. Its product is annotated as gametogenetin-binding protein 2-like. The record is from RefSeq and is a predicted model, not a curated record. The coding region runs from base 497 to 2635 and encodes 712 amino acids. Lineage: Eukaryota; Metazoa; Arthropoda; Insecta; Hymenoptera; Cephidae. Gene Ontology annotation, cellular component: cytoplasm; nucleus. The transcript has 11 exons.
AAUACGAAUGCGAUCCCUGGCAAGAUACCAGUGCUUCCUCCGGGAUCUUCACUACUGUUCACUACGUAGUAGAAUCGUGCGGCACCACCUCGUAGGAUCAAUUUAGAAUCGGGUUAAAGACAAAUUUGCGAAUCAUCCUGCUCAAGAAAUACGUACUUGCUAUACGUCGGUAUUGGCAAGUGUUUAAAGGGUAGAAGGUGGAUAGGUAUAUCGUCAGAGGGUGGAAGACGUAGAUACAGAUGGAGAUAAAUGCACAUAGGGCGGAAGUGAGAGAGAGCUCAUGAAAACGAGAGAAGAAUAGUCCAAAAGGAGAGAAAGAGAGAGAAAAAGAAAAGUUGACUCGUUGCAAAUGGCAGGCGUGUGACAUCGUCCACUUGUUUUCGUGACAUAACAAAGGGAAAAAGGAGCUUUUUGAAGAUCUUGUUUGGCCUCAAGUGUUCGGGAAGGUAUUGUGCCAGUGUACGAGAUUGUGAAAAGAUAUCACAGGAGAGAUACAAUGGCUAAAUUAGUGGAUAUAUGGCGCGGUGAAAACCCGGCCAGUUUGACGCGAAGGCAAAUGCCGUUGAUCAUCGAUGAAAAUUUAACGAUGAUUAUGGACGUGAACGGCUUAGGAGCUGUUUGCGACAGCCCUCUUGUUCGGGGAAAGCAGUUAGAUGAAUUUACCAGGAAGUUAAACAUGCUCACUAAAGACGAAGUCAAGGCAUCCUUCGAAGUUACUUGCAAGGAUAUGCUUUCGAUUCUUGGUCAGGCCGUGCCAUGUGUUGGAUGUAGAAGGAGCGUGGAAAGACUAUUCUACGACCUCAUGAAAUCUGGUCAUCCUGCACUGGAUCCAUUAGUCAUUACACCAGAGGGUUUACUCACUAUUAAAAAUGAAGUUCUGGAAUCACCCCAGUUACUUUGUACCAUGCUACAGGGUCACAGCGCUCGAUUAAAUAGUCUGGUGGAUCGACAGCCAAGGAGUAAAAAGUCUCGUAGAUGUGCAUUGCAUUCCUUGGAGGUUCAACGUAUGAGACCUCCUCCAGGUGCAUGGAGGGAGGUAUGGGACUGUAUGAAACCACCUUGUCGUCAAGAAUUAACGUUAGUUGAAACGGAUACCUUGGACGCCACCUUAGACACUUACCUUCGCAAGCACAGAUUUUGUGGAGAAUGCCGUACCAAAGUGCUGCUAGCUUCAUCACUUCUAACAACAGAACCAGAUCCUAGAACAGAAAAAGGAUACGUAGCUUCUUUGUAUAAUGGAAUAAAACGAUGCAUACCUGAACGACACGUACACUUACCAACUAAUACUGAGUAUAUCAGUACGAUAAUUGGGCGAGCUCAGCCGGAACUAAUGGGCAGGGAACGCCAUGCCAAAACUUUAGAAAUAGCUCAGGAGGAAGUUCUUAUAUGUUUGGGAAUCUGCGUGGCGGAACGUCUGCAUCGUGUUCAUCGGCGCCUCAGAGAAGAAGAAACUGUAUGCGAAGUAUUGGCAGCAGUUGCUGUGGAUGCUCUUUCACGAAAUUUCCAGAUGGCUGUCGAGGUAAAGCAAGGAAUCACUCAAUUAGAAUUACUUUACGAGGAACUGACCAGAGAGGAGAUAGCCAAACAACAAAGACGUGAGAAGUUGCGUCUGAAACGUAAGAAGAAGAAAGAACGUCGUUAUGAGACUGAAGAAAAGGAGAAUACCUGCGAGUGUUCUGACGAGAGAAAUGGUGAUGGUGGAAAUAGCGAAGUGUCUUGUGUUUGCAUGGAGUCAAAGCCAACAACGCAGAACAUCGACCGACAUAAGUUGCAAGUAUUAGAUCCAAAAAAUAAAGGACCACCAACGUGUAAGUGUCCAGAUUGUAUGAAAAAGUCGAAGGGGUCAAGUAAAGCCCAAGUGCAGACGUCAACGACAUUCCUAAAUUCGAAAAAGUCCUCUAUGGUCACUCAAAAAAGUCCGGCCAAGAAAAAUAACACUGUAUCAAAACCAAAAAGCACGACAAACUGUCAGCCGGAUAAGGAAGAGAGUAAUGUUUAUAGUAAAAUGGUUCGUUCUGAAGUUGUAGAGCCGUGCGAAAGGUGUAAGGAAUUCCUUGAGAAAGGAAAGGACGGUAAUUGGCGUGUUCGUGAAAUUUGCAAGGAUCCAACCGAUGAGGAGAUUGCGGAUGCUUGGAUGGGUAGACCUAGUAAAAGAUUCACCAUGUGGAUGGAAAUGAAAAAACGAUAUGAAAUGUCAACGUGCUAUGGAAUAAAUAGUCGUUCGUCUAGUGAACAGUCAUCCCAGGACUGUGGUUACUCUUCGGAGCACAAUAUUAGUAGCUCCUCGCUUCCAAGUACACCGGAAGGUUCAGAAGUGGCUUGUAGCGAAGGAUGCUGUAAUCACGAGGGUGACUGUCAUGAUGCAAGAUCAACGGAUAAGCUUGUCCAUUCCAACUCUAGUAUCUCGUUGUUAAGGGAACGUGGUGGAGGCCUUACUCUUAUGCAAAUGUUAGAACAGGACUCGUAUUCCUCGGAAGACGAAGGGAAGGAAAGUUAUAUCCCAGCUGAGGAGGUUCUUGAAUUCAAGUCCCAAAUGCGUCAAGUCCUGGAGAAGAGACAGGAACUUCGGCAGACCCUAAGAAACCGCUUUGCGAUGCUUUGCAGCCAUCAUAAGCCCUUCACCAUUCCUCACUAAGAAUUCCUAUUAGGUACAGUUACUUAUUAGGAUACAUUUUCUUUUUUUUUUUACGUUCAUUUACUGCCAGUAGAGACACGAAUGAAUACGACAGAUGUAUUUUGGAUAAUUAUUGUCGUAACAGACUAAAUUGUGUUCUACUAAAUCUGUUGGGACUGUUGGCUCACUGAAAUAUGAUUUAUUUAUGGAUGAGAAAAACUGAUACAAUAAAUCGGUAAUGCAUUCAAAAAACAAAACAAAAAUUCCAAGGUGGAAAGAGCACAUAAAACACCUUUUGAAUUCUGUUAUUUUCGACGGUGCGAAUUGCGUUCAAGAAAAUAAAAGACGAAUAACCGUCAUUUUUCGAAAGCCCAUAUUUUACUAAUAAUUAGUUCUCGUUAGUGCGCUCGAAGAUUAUUCGAGAUUUUUUUGGGACAAACGCCGGCGGUGAGCUUGCCUGAAUGAUUUUAUAUGUGGGUCAUCAGGAUUAUAUUUUUGGAGUAUUUUAUUUUCUUGAAAUCUGAUGUCGAUGCUCUGCCGACGGUUGCUCCGAUUGCAAGAUGGUGAUAAGAUGGCUGCAUAUUAUCGCUAUUGUAACGAUAGUAAAAAAUUGAAUGAUUAUUGAAGAUUUAAUAUAAAAUAAAUGUUGCAUUCCAAU